Messenger RNA from Fusarium redolens, 926 nucleotides. RefSeq lists its product as uncharacterized. The transcript is spliced from 2 exons. Lineage: Eukaryota; Fungi; Ascomycota; Sordariomycetes; Hypocreales; Nectriaceae. The coding region runs from base 95 to 643 and encodes 182 amino acids. The record is from RefSeq and is a predicted model, not a curated record.
AAUACACCCUCAGUUGUUACCUACGUCUCCCCACAGUAUCCUAGAAAGGUCCUAAAGAGUAGUUCAAGAUCUGCUGAGAAAAGCACCCAACACAAUGACCGAGCUCUGUAAGCUAUGCAAAGGCAGACCUGAGGGUUAUCGCUGUGGCAUGUGCGGCGGGAGACCGAUCUCUGCGCCCGAGAAUGAGCUCUGUAGAUUGUGCGGAGGACAUCCGAUUGAUUACAACUGCGGUUUAUGCGGCAAAUCACCCGAGACAAGGCCAUCGGCCCAUUCUUGCGGCUUUUGUCAAGAUCGACCCAUAGGUCAUCGUUGCGGUUACUGUGGUGCUAUACCUAUUGGAGCAGCACAGACAACCCUUUGUCAAUUGUGUGGAAAUAACCCGCCGAAUCAUGGCUGCGAGUCAUGUGGUGCAAGGCCCAAGACCCUCAGACCAGAUGGCGUGUUCUGGGUAUGCAAACAUGGAGUGUUUGACCGUCAUCGUCGUUGUGUUCAAUGUGGCCCAGAAGUUGGGAAGAAGGCAGAGGUGUCUCUCAAGCCUUCUGAGGCAUGCAAAUCAUGUUUACGUACACCCAAGGGCUAUUGUUGUGUUUUGUGCGGCGAACGGUCCGGAAGUACGGAGCAUACAAACACCUCUUCACCAUAAGUGAUUAGAUUCAAAUGCGAAUAUGAUAUUGGAGGAUGAGUCAUAGAGUACUCGUUCGACUAAAGACGGAUUCUUCCUCAGCUACAGCGGGAGGAAAGGGUCGAUUGUUUUUGCAAUGAGGUAGCGCCAUAAGGCGAACUAGAAUAUCACGACAUUCCGAAUUCCCAACCCAGGCCGGGCAUCCUCAAGUGGAUGGCCCGGGCCGCCACCGUUGCCGGAAGAACAGUACUACAGUGCACACCGGGCUGUUCUUCGAGGUCUUCUCCUAGACGGACUGGGCGAC